GAGGGUGGCCUGCUGCUGCGCGUGCUGCCCAACGUGGUCUCGCGGCCUCUCCGGGAGGCCAGCGCCAGCAGGCCCAGCGACCCCGGGGGCGUCGGCGGCGGGGACGCCAGCCCGGCGGCGGAGGCCGAGGACUGGGAGGUGCCCCCGGAGCCGGCCUGCCAUGCCUUUGUGUCCCGGCUGGAGGCGCACCCGCUGAAGCGGGAGGGCUCGGAGGGUGACGACACGGUGUGCGUCAUCUGUGCUGAGGACAUGGUGGAGGAGAUUCUCAUAAUACCCCACGAUUACUUUGAGAAGCGUUGUAGGUCUCCCUUCUUCGCCCGUGCUGGCGUCGCGUCGCGCCCGUGCCCUGCUGGCGACGCGAUGGCGCCGCUAGAGGUGAUCAAGAAGCUGGACUAUGCGGUAGAGGUGAAGUGCACCGAGAAGGACACGAGGCAUUGGCGGCACCCGUGGUGCUUCAAGCACAACAACGGCGAGCUCGCUGUGAGGCCCCUGGUCCUCCCAGAGGGCGCGCCCGCCACAAUCGCGACCUGCCUGAACGGUGCCGCCGCGAAGUACGGCGACAGGCAGUGCAUGGGCACGAGGGCCAUCGCGAGAGAGGUCCGCGAGGGCAAGAAGAUGUUCUGGUACAAGAGCGACUACGAGUGGAGGACCUACUCGGAGGUGUUUGUUGACAUCCAGGACGCGGCCAGGGGACUGCUUUCGCUAGACGGUGUUCAGGCUCUGAAGGGGGCAGGCAAGUGCACGGUGGCCAUUCUUGCAGAGACUUCGGCGGAGUGGCAGAUGGCCGCGCAGGCUGCCUUUCAGGUUGACAUCCCGAUCACCACGGUGUACACGACUCUUGGGCACGAUGCAAUGGUGCACGGGCUCAACGAGACAGAGUGUCCGGUGCUCGUCAUGGAUUUCAUACAGUACAACGCGCUGAAGAAGACCGUUUUGCCCAGGUGCUCGAAUCUGAAGCACGUCGUUCUCAUCGGAAAGUGCUGGCUGCCUCAGGAGGUGGUGGGUGGCGAGAAGGUGUCCUUCCCUGGCGCCGCCGAGGUAGCAGCAAUGCAGGCGGAGUCCUCGGCCAAGUUGACGACCAUGGAACUGCUGAUCGCGUCGGGGAAGGCUGCGACCAGCAUCAAUCUGGGCGCCAUCGCCCCCAAGGAGGACAACCUCGCCUUCAUCAUGUACACUUCGGGGUCCACAGGAGUGCCCAAGGGUGUCAUGCUGACGCAGAAGAACUUCGUCUCUCUCAUCGCGGGAGUGGAGGCGCAGGGUGUCAUCAGGCCCGGGCCAGACGACGUGUACAUCUCCUAUCCGAUUUACCGUUGGCGCACAUCCUCGCGCUCAUCGGCGAGGUUAACAUUCUGGUAG
This is a messenger RNA of Prorocentrum cordatum, 1356 nucleotides long. Lineage: Eukaryota; Dinophyceae; Prorocentrales; Prorocentraceae. The record is from the annotation of a GenBank genome assembly.